AUGCAGCAACACCCAAGUCAAAGAACUACAUUUCGGGUCCGAAGAGUGCCUCUGGACUGGAGCGUUAUUCGUCUGCGAUCUUGUCUGGAACAACAUGAUCCUUCUUCUUGCCCAGUCAUAAAGUCAUUUGUCCCCGAAGUCGAUCGUCGAUCAUUUACCGCUACAGUGGUAUAUAAGAGCCGUCCAUUGGUAACCCAACACCCAAAGCCAUGGGACUUAUCACUAGAGGGGCCGCAUGGAAAUCCAUCCUCCAAUAGCGGAUAUCUAGCAAUUGACGAUGACUUGCUUGGCAUCACUUCUUUAUAUUUACCAGAGGCAAAGAAUUACAAAGUAGAUAUCAUUGCCCUUGGCAACAUCAGCGGACGUCCAUUGGAAUCAUUUGAGGAUGUGGCAAGUAAUCAUGUAUGGCUACGAGACAUUCUACCAGCUCAGUUUGUCGACGCGGAAAGCCGGCAGCCCAUGGUGCGAGUCAUGAUAUAUGGCUACCAGUCUGUGCUGGACGGAAAAUAUGGACGGGUGACUCUCGAAGCCUUGGGGACAGCUUUUGUCAAAGUCCUCACGGCGCUGGGCAAUUCCUCCCAGAUCAAACCAACAAUACUCAUUGGCCAUGGCGUUGGAGGUCUAGUCAUAAAACAGGUAGCUUUGAUAACUUUGUCCAAAUUACGAGGAGAGACUGAGAUGAACAUUUUCCGCGCAAUUCGCGGAGUGGUCUUCUUCGGCGUACCUCACGAUGGAAUGGAUAUAACAUCACUCCAGCUUACUGCUGGACACCCCAAUCAGCAAGUAAUAGACUCCCUUCGCCAGGGAGGAUCCGAACUUCUCAAUCAAAUGCACGCCGAAUUCAUCCAAGCAUUUUCUCAAAAGCCAGAAACCGAGAUAUUCAGCUUUUACGAGACGCUGGAGUCUGAGAUCACACCACCAAUAGGUGACAGCACCCUCCAAUACCAAGAACAGCAUGAUAAUUCGCACAAGAACACAAAAUCACAUGCUGGAGUUGUUGUGACGAGGGCCUCGGCAACUCAUUGUCGCCCAGAGACAGGUAAUGUCCAGCAGACGUGCGCGAUCCCUCGAAGUAACGCAGAUUUAGCAAGGUUCGAGCCGCAUGAUCCCGAUUAUGAUGCUGUUAGAAACGUAUUAUUCGGAAUAACCCAACGAGCAGUGAACUGA
Molecule: messenger RNA, 1167 nt
Organism: Trichoderma virens Gv29-8
Lineage: Eukaryota; Fungi; Ascomycota; Sordariomycetes; Hypocreales; Hypocreaceae
Exons: 3
Coding region: 1-1167 (388 amino acids)
Source: RefSeq, a predicted model, not a curated record